Messenger RNA from Pelobates fuscus (common spadefoot toad), 3117 nucleotides. Its product is annotated as CCN family member 1-like. Gene Ontology annotation, cellular component: extracellular region; extracellular matrix. The record is from RefSeq and is a predicted model, not a curated record. NCBI's taxonomy places the organism in Eukaryota, Metazoa, Chordata, Amphibia, Anura, Pelobatidae. The coding region runs from base 585 to 1733 and encodes 382 amino acids. The transcript is spliced from 5 exons. Gene Ontology annotation, biological process: cell adhesion; signal transduction. Gene Ontology annotation, molecular function: integrin binding; heparin binding.
ACUCGCAGGUGAUCAGUGGCUCAGCCUAGCCUGACACCAGCUCAACCCCUGACACCCCCAAAACCUGACUGGGACCCCCAAACACUGACUGGGACCCCCAAACACUGACUGGGACCCCCAAACACUGACUGGGACCCCCAAACACUGACUGGGACCCCCAAACACUGACUGGGACCCCCAAACACUGACUGGGACCCCCAACACUGACUGAGGACCCUCAAACACUGACUGGGACCCCCAGAUACUAACUGAGGACCCCCUAAUACUGACUAAGGACCCCCUGAUACUAACUGGGGACCCCCCAAAACCUGACUUGGACCCCCAAAUACUGACUGAGGACCCCUGCCUUCCUGGAACAGAGUGAAGACCCUGAAGGAAAGACAGACAGACAGGGGGUUCUUUAUAUUGCAGACAGACAGACAGGGACUCUGUGUAUUGCAUUCAGACAAAGUACUUGCUCUGUGUAUUGUAGACAGACAGACAGACAGACACUGUGAGUUGCAGACAGACAGACAGGGACUUUGUGAGUUGCAGACCCAGGACCCCCAGUGUUGACCCCCUGAAUCUCCUGUGAUUUUUGGACAAUGUGUGGCUCUAUGCUCUCUACCCACCUGCUGCUGGCUGCCCUCCUAGCCCUGGGCUCUGGGAAGUUGAUGGAGUCUGCUUGCCCAACAACCUGUAUCUGUCCAAAAGAGGUUCCAUUGUGCCGACCUGGCACCAGCCUAGUGACCGACGUGUGCGGCUGCUGUAAAGUUUGUGCCAGACAAUACAACCAGGAUUGUGAUUGGAAUAACCCAUGUGACCAUAUCAAAGGCUUAAACUGUGACUUUGGAGCAGAUCCUUCGUCUACCAAGGGCAUCUGUCGAGCAAAAUCAGAGGGCCGACCAUGUGAAUUCUUUGGGGAGAUCCACCAGAAUGGGGAGAACUUUCAACCCAACUGCAAACACCAGUGUACCUGCAUGGACGGGGUAGUCGGCUGCAUGCCCCUCUGCCCACAAGAAAUGGCACUACCUAGCAUUGACUGCACCAACCCCAGGUUGGCCAAGGUGCCAGGACAAUGUUGCGAAGAAUGGAUCUGUGACAGCAACCACAUAUCGGAAGACUCUAGCGAUACCACUGGAGACGUAGAUGACCCUUUAAGGUCAUCUGAAGAGAUUGAAGAACAGACAGACGUGGAGCCUGUGUCUAGCAACGAGCUGAUAAGUUUGGUUCGAAAUGGAUUCAAGGUGGAGAUGGGUCUCGCCCCACAUCCACAACCAGGAAAAUUACGGUGUGCCAUUCAGACUACAGAAUGGUCCCAGUGCUCAAAAUCAUGUGGUAUUGGCAUGUCUACCAGGGUCACCAAUGAUAACCCUCACUGCAAGCUAAUGAAGGAGACCCGACUGUGCCAGAUCCGCCCCUGCAAAGACCCCUUCCCCAGCAAACCCAAGAAUGGGAAGAAAUGCACCAGGACCAAGAAGGCCAAACAAGCUGUUCACUUCACGUACGCAGGCUGCACCAGCGUACGGCGGUACAAACCGCACUACUGUGGCUCUUGUACCGAUGGACGGUGUUGCAUCCCCUCCAAGACACGGACAAUGCGUGUCCGCUUCCGCUGUGAGGAUGGAGACACUUUCCAGAAGAGUAUGAUGUGGGUGGAAAAGUGCAGAUGUCACCAAAACUGCCCUUAUCACAGCGAGUUGUCUUACCCUCACUAUCGAUUACACAAUGACAUUCACAAGUUCACAGACUGAGGAGCAAGCUCGGUUUUAUCGGACAAAUUGGUCGGAGACCAUGGGAGUUGGCUCCACAACCCUAGAACAAUUUCCACCAUGUGGUCCAGCCAGCAGCUAUUGGAAGGGACCUAAUACUGGAGAGAAAUUGUGUUUGCACGGAGACGCAUCCAUGUGGUCUAGAGUUAACCAUACAUUACCACUGACACUCCUACAAACGAGUCAAGACGGAAAAGAUUUGGAUGCACGUCAUGGGCUUAGUGAAAGUCAAGAUGGGGUAAUGAGAAUCCACCAUGCAGUAUUACACAAACGCCACCCAAGUGGAAUAACUAAAUUGACCAGAGGCCUGAUGUGCUUGCUGCAUGAUUCCCAAAUUUAAGAUAGAAUUGAGGUAUUUGUUAGGUCAAUAGGAGCAGAAGCAAUAGGAAUAUGAAAAGGUUAUUUGCUCCCCUGUAGAUAUGCUAGCAGACAGCCAAGGUAUAGGCUUUAUGUCCCUGGGUAGUGGAGAAUGGAUGAUUACUUUUUAUUUUUGUUACCUAACGUAGCUUGGAUGUAGUUUGUUUGAGUAGCAGGACAGAGUGCCCUGUGAUUGUUUGCGUGCCUCCUUCUUUGCCCUAUUACUGUGCAAGGGAGGUCUCUUGGUAAAGACCAAAGUCCAAUAUCCGUGUAGAAAUCCUACCAAAUAGAGUUCUCAGUACUGAGAUGUUGGACUUUCCUGUAUCUGUGACACACUGGUGUGGUACUAACUUCACCAGUUAUUAAAUGGAGUAGUUUGAGUCACAUCUAAUUCGUGCAGAAGAUGGAAUCUGAGUCCAAGUCUUGAAAGUAUCUCCUCAACGAGGGUGUCCUGCAACUCCGGGUUUCAGUGGUGAGCAUGUAGGUCACAAGUUCCUUUAUCUUUAGCCAAUGGACCUUGGAAUUGUAAUUCAAUGUUAACGGCCCAAUACCUUUUGAAGAAUUGUGAUAGUUCAUUAGACCUUUCUCCAUGUAUUAUUGUGGAUUUGUAGCAGAGUUAGAUUGGUGGGAAAAAAAAACAGCUGGCUUCUUUGCCAGAGUGGGUUUAGGAACACAUCUACUAAGGAUUGAGUAGGUAGAGUUGCCAUUUGCAAAAAUAAAAAUCUCAAACCUCAAAAUACAUUUUAAAAUCUAACAUAAGAUCUUCAUGGACCGCCUGUAUUCACAAGGUCUGUUUGCCACAAAUGUACUUAGUCACCGUUUCAAACACCCAUGGUACUUUCAGUAUCAUUACUAUGGUCUGAUUUAUAGAAGAGGAUCAUAGGGAAAUUGUUAAACUGUUUAUGUGCUGGGUUAAAAAAAAAAUGCUCUUAACUCCAAUGUGACAGAUCCUCUCCAAACAAACCGUUAAUGUGCCUUAACGUGUGUCAAUAAAACUCUGGAUCAAUUA